Lymnaea stagnalis (great pond snail) is the source of this 1344-nucleotide messenger RNA. The record is from the annotation of a GenBank genome assembly. NCBI's taxonomy places the organism in Eukaryota, Metazoa, Mollusca, Gastropoda, Lymnaeidae.
UGCAAAUGGUCAAAGAAAACAGAUAUCUGGAUGUUUGGUCAUCUCUGUUUUGAAGUUUUUACUCAUGGCUUGCUGCCUUACUCACACUUAGAACUGAGUGAUGCUGAUGUUGUGGCAGGGGUAGGUUGAAUUUCUAGCUCAACAUUUAUUUAUAUUUUGAAAAAGUUCAUUAUCAGAUACAUUAUUAAAAAUUAUUAUUGAUUGAUGCAUGUCGCCAUAUUUUUUUUAUCAUUGGUAUUUUAGUUAUAAACUAUUAAAGCUUUGUCAACGAUCAAGUAAACUAGUUAUAUGUAAAUUUAUAUAAUAAAAUGAAAAACGAUUCUUUAUGCAUAUUUUUUUGGUCUUUCUAUUCAAUCACGAUACUUUAAAAAGCCCAAAAAAACCUGGCGUAUCAAAUAAUUUUCUUUACAAAUUUUAAUUUCAUUUCUAAUUUCUUUUUCAGAUUUUUAAAUCAGCUAUUGAUCUUAAACAAGAAAAUUUCAUCACAAAUGUCCACUUUAAGGAAAUAAUAUCUGCAUGUGUCACCUUCAACACAUGUCAAAGAGCAACAAUUUCAAAGAUAAAAAAUAGACUUAGUUCUUUGUCAAAAGGUAACUUUGAAAUUUUGUAACAUUAUCUGUAUCAGCCUGUUACAUUUAUUUUUGAACACUUUUGUAUCUUGAAAAUUUUAAGCAUGCAAGUUAAGAAUGACUAAAAUUUUAACAUCUUUUAAGAAUAAAAAUCAUUUCAUUGAAGGUAGUCUGCAGAGAUAUUAAUUUAUCAUGUUAAUUCAUUUUCAACUGAUUUUUAAAUUUAAUUGAUCGUAAUAUUAUGCAUUUUUUUUGUAAUUUAAAGUCUGAAUAAGUCUAAUACAACCAAUACAGGAAAGAAUGUAAAUUCUUAAAAAUUUAAUUCAGAAAAGAGUAUUAUUUGUUGACUUUAAAAAUUGACAUUAUUUUUUUUUCAAUUAAAUAUAAGUAUAUUAUUUUCCUCUCUGAAUUUUAAUGGUUUUAAUAAAUAUUAAACUGACAUUAAGUCUAAUUUUCUUGUUUAAGAAGUAAAAUAAAGUCAAAAUAAAUUACACUUAUUCCACAGUGUAAAAAACAUAUAUAAUUUGGAUUUGUUUGAGAUAUAAAAGAAAUGCAAACUUUAGAAAUUGAAGAAAAUAUUUUUCCUAGAUAUAUCAUCAUGCUUUUCAAUUUCAUUUUUAAAUCAAAGCUGAGAAGAGUAGACUAAUGUUUAAAAAAUAUAAAUGUCACAUUUUCAGAAUGCAGCUCAGGUGUGUAUGGUAACUAUCCAGAUCUACAAAAGGGACUUCAAAAACCAUCUACAGCAUAUAACUUGGUAAGAACUCAAGUUCUUUAA